AAAUAAAAUGAUGUCUAUGGCGGUUCGAGGUCUUAGCCGAGCUACACUACCAACCAAUAUGGGCCUAAGGGCAAAACACUCGCUUCCCGAUCUUCCAUAUGACUACAAUGCACUUGAGCCUGUUAUUUCUGCUGAAAUCAUGCAGCUCCAUCAUUCAAAACAUCACGCAACUUAUGUGAACGGAUUGAACACUGCUGAAGAAAAACUUCACGAAGCUCUUGCAAAAGGCAAUGUCAAAGAAGUGAUAUCGCUGCAACCUGCGCUAAAAUUCAACGGUGGUGGACAUAUUAACCAUUCGAUAUUCUGGACCAAUUUGUCCAAAGAUGGAGGUGAACCAAGCUCAGAAUUGAUGUCUGCCAUUAAGAGAGAUUUCGGAUCUUUGGAGAAAAUGCAAGAAUCGAUGUCGUCAUCCACAGUAGCCGUGCAAGGUUCCGGUUGGGGUUGGCUAGGAUAUUGCCCAAAAAGGAAAAUACUCAAGAUAACAACGUGUCUAAAUCAAGAUCCUCUUGAAGCCACUACGGGAUUGAUUCCAUUGUUUGGUAUUGAUGUCUGGGAACAUGCUUAUUAUCUCCAGUACAAAAAUGUCCGACCCGAUUAUGUAAAAGCUAUUUGGAAAAUUGCCAACUGGAAGAAUGUUAGCGAGAGAUUCGCUCAGGCACAACAGCAUUGAACAGCGAUAUGUGAUAUAAGUGUAAUUUUAAAACUCGAUGUAGGUGUUGUGUAUAAAGAGGUUUUUGAGAUUUGAAUUUGGAAAACGACAAUGCAGAGAAGAAAACGCUACGAACAAAAGCUCAAG
This is a messenger RNA of Cylicocyclus nassatus, 796 nucleotides long. The record is from the annotation of a GenBank genome assembly. NCBI's taxonomy places the organism in Eukaryota, Metazoa, Nematoda, Chromadorea, Rhabditida, Strongylidae.